Diorhabda carinulata is the source of this 2355-nucleotide messenger RNA. It is a transcript of the gene fws, whose product is annotated as conserved oligomeric Golgi complex subunit 5. Gene Ontology annotation, biological process: intra-Golgi vesicle-mediated transport. The transcript has a single exon. Bases 1 to 2238 code for a protein of 745 amino acids. Gene Ontology annotation, cellular component: COG complex. NCBI's taxonomy places the organism in Eukaryota, Metazoa, Arthropoda, Insecta, Coleoptera, Chrysomelidae. The record is from RefSeq and is a predicted model, not a curated record.
AUGGAAAAAACGGAGAAUGAUUUUUUUUCCAAAAUAGAGAACGAUGAGCUCUAUAAUAAGUUUUUGAAUGCGGAAUCAAACAAAGUAUUAAGUGAUUCAUUAAAUAUUAGAGAUCAAGUUAAAAAAUUGGCCGAAGGAAUAGAGUUAAUAAACCACGAACUGCACAGACAGAUAUUGGAUAAGCAUGAAGAUUUACUGCAACAAGCUAGUAAUGCAACGAAACUGGAAACGAUUCUGAGUACUAUGAAUAUUCACGUGAAAAGACUGUUUACAGAUGCUGAAAGACUUAAAACACAAAUUACAGUUCCAUACAAUGAACUAGAAAAACACACGAGGGUAUUGAGUAAUUUGCAUCUUGCCAGUCAUAUUUUAAGGCAAGUUAAUAGGUUACAACAAUUGAGAAAGAGACUAUCACAUACUAACGAUCCUGUACAAAAAGCUUCCCUUUUACAAGAAUUAGAACAACUCGCAUCCGACCCUGAAUUAAAAGAAGUUGACACAGUAACUAACGAAUUAAGGAAUAUUAGAACCCACCAGCAAAAAGUUGUACAAUUAGCAACAGGCUCUUUAAAUCAAGGAGUAAAAAAUGAAAAUGUGACACAAACAACAACAGCAUUGCAGAUAUUUAUAAAUAUAGGAACAAUAAAAUCAGUGGUUGAUAACUUUGUUGAUAAUAAUCUACAUGAGAUCAAAGAAUGUUUGAAGCUAGCUUUUACUAUACCUUUGAACACAUCAGUAAAAAGUAAAGGAGGUCCUGGACAUCUCAACAGUAGUUCAUCACAAGGGUUUAGGAAUAAAAUUUGGUGUGAAUUGGAGAAAGUGUUUACAGAAGAUAUUUACCAGAUAUGCAGUCAAGUGAAAUUUUUACAGAUAACUCUAAAUAAUUUAUAUUUGCCAAAUGGAGAUUUUAAUAUUGCAGAGAAGUUUUGGAUGCAGUUUGGGAAAAUUUUGCAAGAAGAAAUACAAAACUCAUCUUUAGCAGUAAAACAAACGAUUGAAGAAGAUUAUCCCAAAUUAUUAAAGUGCUAUUUGGAUAUGACAAAUAAACUUAAGUUUGAUACAUUUUUAAUCAAUGAAAACAUACUAAAAAACUUUGAAAAUGCUUAUUUAUCAAUGUCUUUAACGAAAUUAUUAGAUCCUGCACAAGAUAUGUUUACUGGUGAAAUAUCAUUGCCUUCUCAAGAUCAAAUUGAUUCUUUAAUUCGUAUAGUUGGUAGUGAGUUAAGUGUAGCUUUGAUAGAAGAAAAUUUAAGUGAUAGAGUUUCUAAAAAUAUUUCAAAAUGUAUCAAAAUGUUUGCUGUUAAAGUAGAACAACAACUUGAAACUGGUCCUGAAGCUGCACAAGUCAUCGGAGGUACGCCUAAUAUGGGACAACAGAAAAAUGUAAACAUUGCAAAUUCUCUAUAUUAUUUCCAACUUCAAAUUCAAAGGAUGUUAUCAAAUAUGAAAGGAUCUUUAACAGAAAGUUCUACAAAAAUUAUAAAUGAUAGUUUACAAACUUUUAAUGCUUUAGUAAGUGCUAUUAUUGAUGUUCUAACAACAUCAGUAAAUUCUGUUAUAGAAAAAAUUAUUGUUACUUUACAUUUGGAAUCUGAUUGGGCUAAAGCUCAACCUCCCAGUAAAAUGAUAAAUACUCCUUCACCUUAUAUGAAGGAAUUAAAUCAGUUUAUUUCGAGAGUAUAUUCAACAUAUCUUGAUGGUUUUAAAAACAGAGAAGUAUUAGCAGUUAAAUGCAAUGAAAUUGCUGUAAGAACAAUUGAAUUGUUUGUUAGGCACAUAUCUCUAUUGAGACCCCUUCAACAAGGAGGUAGGAUCCGUUUGCAAGCAGAUUUCAAUCACCUAGAAAAUUCUUUAAAAGUAAUAUGUCCCCAUUUAGCCGAUUUAGGAAGACCUUAUCGAUUACUUAAAUCUGUAGCUUCUCUUAUAGUAUUAACACCUGAAGAAAUAAUAGCAGGACAAACUGUCGAUAGUCCUGUUCCUCACAGUACCAUAUUGUUAAUGUUAUUUGCUUAUGCUGGUCAAGAUCUAGCUAGUCCACAUCAAAAUACUAGUUGGUCACUUCCUAAAAUCUCGGCUUGGUUAGAUGAACACCAAAGUGAGGCGGAGAGAUUAGAUUUGAUAGCUGGAGCUCUGCAAAAAUACGAAAGCUUAGUUAGGCACAAAAAUUCUACUAGUUAUGAUCCAGUUUAUCCUAUAAUGUCGCAAUAUUUGGAAAAAGCACUCAAGGAAAUUAUUUAAUAUAUUUUCUACUGUUGCGAUUUUCUGAGUAUUUAAAUAUGUAUAUGACUGUAUAUUUAUAAAAAUAUAAGGAUUUUGUAAUAUUUAUAAUCUUUUAAAAAUAAAUUUAUGUUUAAU